Molecule: messenger RNA, 564 nt
Organism: Ilex paraguariensis (yerba mate)
Lineage: Eukaryota; Viridiplantae; Streptophyta; Magnoliopsida; Aquifoliales; Aquifoliaceae
Source: the annotation of a GenBank genome assembly
AUGAUAUCAGUGGGCAUUUUUGACAAAUUGUCAGAGCUUGACAGUUCUAAAAAGUCUGGGCCAUCUAAACAGCUCAAUAAAGAAAAUGUCAACAAGACUGGCUCUAUACCAGAAAAUACAUCAAAAAUAGUAUCAAGUUCAGAUGAAAACAAUAGGAACUAUGAUUCAUGUUCUGUUCUCCAUAGUGGUGGUAUAGAAGAAUUGAAACCAAACAAUGUAGAGAUAUCUCAGUCACGUGUUUCUGAAAAUGUUUCUGAUCCUUCAAACCAGUCCGGUCUAAAGGGACCUUGCAUUGAAGGUCUGACAAUAUCCUCUAAACCUUUAGCAGAUGACGUUUUGAUUGGUUCAUCAAAAGGUGUUGACCUCGAGCUAUACAAGGAGAAUGUUUCUAAGGCAUCAAAUGGGCCUAUUGUGACUGUUGGAGAUUUACUACCUCGAGGUUUAGUCAACUUGGGGAAUUUAUGCUUUCUCAAUGCAACUCUGCAGGCUCUUCUCUCUUGUUCUUCCUUUGUUCAACUCUUGCAGGAACUUAGGAGUCGUGAUAUACCUGAGGUAGACUGCUGA